GAGCCUUCCCAUUGAGUGCAGAGCCCGAUGCGGGCCUCAGUCAGGAUGCUGAAGGCAGGCACUUAAUAAAUAUCUUUACUUUUGGAAUUGUGUGGAGAGCUUGAAGAGUCUUUAGCUUAACAAACAGUCUCACAAAGCCGACGUCUCAGUUUCAGAACCAGGCCCUGGCGGCUGGUGUAAAGGGAAAGAGGACUUGCGAGGGACGGUGCUGGGUUGUCGGUGACAGUAUACUGUGUCCCAGCUCUGAUGCUGUCUGUCGUUGCAGGUGAUUUUCAAAGCCAAGUCAAAAUAUUCUCCAGAAUUACUCAAAUACCGGCAGCCUGAGGCAGAAAUGUAGCUUGUGUCCUUGAGGAGCCAACACCCUGUGCAGGUAUCCUGAACAAUGCUGAAACUCCCAGAAUCCGAUGAAGCAGAAAUAUGGAUCAACCUGGGGACUGGGGAGCCAAGAAUGGGUGAAGACUGGGAAGGAGGAAGAGAUUCUGAUUGGAUCGUGGAGCUGGUCUUACCUUGGAAGUGGUUGGUUGAAGCUGAGGCUGCCCCUCUACCUGGCCUCGCUCUUCAUCAGCCUCAUUUUCCUGUUGGUGAAUCUGACCUGCACGGUGCUGGUGAAGACAGGCAGCUGGGAGAGGAAGGUCAUCGUCUCGGUGCACGUGGCCAUCAACGACACGCUCUUCGUGCUGUGUGCUGUCUCCCUCUCCGUCUGUCUCUACAAAAUCUCGAAGAUGUCCUUGGCCAACAUUUACUUGGAGUCAAAGGCAUUUUGAGAUCUGCAUUCGGCCUGUGUAAGUUCAUGGUGUCCUCCGAGAUCUCUGGGAGACCAGGCCCUGGAGGUCAGUACCUGGCGUUGCCCUACGUAGCCCAGAGACCGAGAGCCAGGCUUCCGAUUCACAGUCUGGCCGCAGGCUCUGCAGAUGUGGAUGGAGGCUCCCCUCAGGACUGACUGAUGCGCCCAGGAGAAGACCGUGGACACUCCAGAGAGGACACUGCCCCCUGGAGUUCAGGCCGGCCCCUGCACCGUGCUCUCAGAGAUGGAGGCAGCCGGCAGGAGAGGCCGGCUUGGUUUGCUGUGUGCUGUGCACCCUAGAAUGCCCGUUUGCUCUUCCUUUCCCCAGAGUUCUAGGGAAGAGCUGACAUACUUCUGGGCCCCUGAUCGGCCUCACCCCGAGUCUUCCUUGGUUGGGAAGCCCAGGGAAGAAUGGAGGCUGGGGAAGGGGCCUUGGUUUUUGCACUUGUGCAAUGAUUGAAUGAUUUCUCUAAUUCCUCUGCUUCUAACCAUAUCCUCUGGUGGACCCUCUGUCUGGCUGACCCCCUGUCUGGGGGACUCCCGCUGUCCAGCAGACCCCACUGUCUGGCCGACCCCCAUGUCUGCCUUCUUUGCCACCUGGCUAUAAAUAGUCUUAUGUCUGAAAACCGUGGGGAGCUCUGUGACCCAUGAUAUUGUGCCUCCAGUAGUGACCAGUAGACUAAAAUCUGACCUCAGAAACCCCAAGCCUUCACAAGGCAUCCGUGAUCAGGCUGACCUCUGGCGAGAUCCCUCGAGACUUGAGUAUGGCAGGAGUAGUUUUUUCAUGUAUGAGUUUUGACAGAUUUCAGACUUGAUUUUGACACAAGUUUUGUCUGUUGUUUGUACUGUCUCCCAUGUGAGGGCUAUCCAAGGCUUUAAAAAAACCAGAAUUGUGGGUUUUAUGGGAAGAGUUACAUUUUGGUUGUCAAAUAACUAUUUAGAUCAGCCCUGUGGCAAACAUGCUGUUAAACUGCUGCUGGCAAAAUAAAAUAGUAUCUUGUUGAUGUAUGAUUUCUCAAUGCAAAUUUCAAAAUCCUGUUUCAUUUUUUUUGGUCACAUUAACUAUAUGUUUCUAGCUUAGGGUCCUUUAAUGGACUGUAAAUUGAUAGCUUCAUAAAUGGGGGUACAAAUCACCAAUUUCCAUGUAUUUCCAAGUCUGGAGUGAGACCAGGGCUUCCAGCCUAGAAGAUUCUGGAAUUUGAGGAAGUGCUCCCUGCCCAGGGCCAUGGUCCACAGGACCGCUCCCCCACCUUGCUGGGGUUGGUUGUCACCUUGCUGGGGUCAGUUGUCCCUGGGCUGGAUGCUGGGCAGUGGGCUCCCAAGUUGGGAGAUCCUGGAGAUUGAACAGCAUAAACCACCUGACUUUCUCAUUCUUACAAACCUGGGCUUUAGGCAAAUGGCCUCUAUUUUAAGGCUUCUCCAAACCAACUCCCAGAUUUGGAAGCAUCUGUAUGGAGAUCCUUUGACAUUUGAGGAGGGGGUGUGGGGUGAGGUGAGGUUUGGGUGUGGGUUUACUGCUGAGAGCGGACACCACGGUUUGUGGCCCCGAGAGCUGAAGGGUUUAUCAGGUCUGAAGCCAGGGCAUGAUGAGGCUGGUGUGCUGGACCUGGAAUGGGUGCUCCCCUCAUGGCUCCCUCUU
Messenger RNA from Mustela erminea (ermine), 2423 nucleotides. Its product is annotated as integral membrane protein GPR137B-like. Gene Ontology annotation, biological process: regulation of autophagy; negative regulation of osteoclast differentiation; positive regulation of TORC1 signaling. The record is from RefSeq and is a predicted model, not a curated record. Gene Ontology annotation, cellular component: lysosomal membrane. Lineage: Eukaryota; Metazoa; Chordata; Mammalia; Carnivora; Mustelidae. The transcript has 5 exons. The coding region runs from base 405 to 764 and encodes 119 amino acids.